Setaria italica (foxtail millet) is the source of this 312-nucleotide messenger RNA. RefSeq names its product putative ripening-related protein 6. The record is from RefSeq and is a predicted model, not a curated record. The transcript has a single exon. NCBI's taxonomy places the organism in Eukaryota, Viridiplantae, Streptophyta, Magnoliopsida, Poales, Poaceae. Bases 1 to 312 code for a protein of 103 amino acids.
AUGACGGUGAACGGGUUCGAGAAGGGGGAGGACGGUGGCAGCCCGGCGGCGUGCGACGGGCACUUCCACAGCAACCGCGACAUGAUCGUGGCGCUGUCCACGGGGUGGUUCGCCGGCGGGCGGCGGUGCCACAGGCCGAUCCGCAUCACGAGCGUCCGCACGGGGCGCUCCGUGGUGGCCCGGGUCGUGGACGAGUGCGACUCCAGGCACGGGUGCAGGAACAACGUCGUCGACACGUCCAGGGCCGUCUGGGACGCGCUCGGCCUCGACACCGACGUCGGCGUCGUCCCGGUCACCUGGUCCGACGCCUGA